Phoenix dactylifera (date palm) is the source of this 783-nucleotide messenger RNA. Its product is annotated as 1,4-dihydroxy-2-naphthoyl-CoA thioesterase 1-like. Gene Ontology annotation, biological process: phylloquinone biosynthetic process. The record is from RefSeq and is a predicted model, not a curated record. Gene Ontology annotation, molecular function: 1,4-dihydroxy-2-naphthoyl-CoA thioesterase activity. Lineage: Eukaryota; Viridiplantae; Streptophyta; Magnoliopsida; Arecales; Arecaceae. Gene Ontology annotation, cellular component: peroxisome.
AGAAGAGGUAGGUGUGUGGGCUCCUCUUUGAACCUUGUACCUUCAUAAAGGAUGAGGAAAUAAAACAAUCCACCUAGUAUGUCAUCUUGAACCAAAGAGGAUGGCACCAACUCCAGAUCCCACAGGAAUAUCAUCUCCAUCUCCGGCAACAAUGACUGCAGCUAUCGACCGAACCCUCCAUGCUAUCGGUUUCGAGUUCGAGCUCAUCUCACCGGAAAAGGUUGCAGGCAGGCUGAAGGUCACCACAACAUGCUGCCAGCCUUUUGAUGUGCUCAAUGGAGGGGUGUCGGCUCUCAUUGCAGAAACCUUAGCCAGCUUUGGAGCCUAUGUGGCCACUGGAUUCCGGAGAGUCGUUGGGGUUCAGCUCUCCACCAACCAUCUCAAGCCAGCUGUGCUCGGCGAAGAAGUAGAGGCAGAAGCCAGGCCCAUCCAGAAGGGCAAAACCAUCCAGGUAUGGGAGGUGCAGAUCCAAAAGAGAGACCCUUCAACCACAGGGAGCAAAGUACUUCUGUCAACAUCUAGGGUUACUCUAAUAUGUAAUCAACAAGCAUCAGAGAGCAUGAAGAGCUAUGAAGAGACUCUGAAGAAGUAUGCCAAGCUUUGACAUGUAUAUUUGCAUUAUGAAUCUUCUCCAAAUUAUAAUUUUGUCAGCACUUGUUAUGAACAUCUGGAUGAAGGCUUAUGGAAAAAAUGCAUGACAUACUUUUACAUGACAAAGUUUGAGUCUCAGAUAAAGGAUCUGUAAGAAACAACCCGAAAUUAAUUUUAUAUUCUUUCAAGUUA